Bursaphelenchus xylophilus (pine wood nematode) is the source of this 2192-nucleotide messenger RNA. The record is from the annotation of a GenBank genome assembly. Lineage: Eukaryota; Metazoa; Nematoda; Chromadorea; Rhabditida; Aphelenchoididae.
AUGUUCAUCUCAACAAAAACGUUUCUUUUGAUCUUGGCCUUGAUGAUGGUGUACUUAACACAAUGCGUAAGGACGUCUCCGACUUUCCCUGGAGCCGAAGAAGUCGCAGAAGAAGUCCGAACGUGUAAAAUCGAAGUAAAAACGGUAAGUAUCUUGCAGAUGGGCGACUUUAAGAGGGGUUCUGGUACUGUACAAUAGGCUUAGGCCCUGCGGGAAUAAUGUUUGUUAGGUCCAAGGGUUGCUAGUGAUAGACUUAAUCGGCCGCUGCUUCCGCCUGAUUGCGCCAUUUUAAUCACGUUUACGUGUCCUCGCUCUCGUUUAAAUCUCAUAUCCGCCACCUCAAUUUUUGCUAAUAUUCAUGCCGCUGAGCAGCGAUUAACAUUUGCCCUUAUGGCGAUGCACAAACACUUUAAUCCGACCCAAAUCUUUAUAGAUUAUUUAGUUCCCUGCGCACCCCGGUUUACUGUACCUUUCAUCAUUUGAUGACCGUAGACGCCCGCUCGAAUUCCGAUGUUCGGACCCCAUCUGACACUCCCGCUUUGAUAGCUGUUGACUAUAAAAAAUAUAUUAAUCUGACGCUGUAAUGAUUAAUCGGGGUGCGUGAUGAGACUGCGAAAGUUGCAAGCUUCACAGUUAAAUCACAUUUUCAGCUUUAGAAUGCCCUUCUUUAGUGCCCUUUAACAGAUCCUUGACUGAUUAUUGAAAGGUCAGAAAGUAGGUAUGCCCUAAGUCAUGCUGCGGCUCGCCUGGGAAACCUGUCUAGCGUCGCCUGUCUUAUGAAAUCGUCAUCUCCGUGUUACUUUUCUUUUUGCUAAAUCGUUGAAAGUCACGCGACUAUACACUUAAACAUUACAACUGUCUGGGCGGAGAAAUUUUUCGUUGAUUUCUAAUUUUGGCAGCCCGCAAACAAUGUCUUCCCAUUGGACUGCCCGGCUGUUUGGAUUGGGGCAACACUUAAGCAGGUCGUUACUUUUUUUCUUUUUUUCUGGUGACCCUGGAGGGAUCUUUACACUUUCUGCAGACAUCUGUUAAACAGUUCCUGUUAAUUUUUGCAUACGUUAAUUAAGAAUGAAAUUAACUGUAGCCAGAGGGCGAAAAUGCUUGGUGCAUACUUUUCGUUGUCAUAUACAAAAGUAAGGCCAAAAAAUACAAAGGUCAGCGCUUGUGAAGACAUGGAACGGUGUCCAGAAACAUUUUUUCUCCGAUUUUAUUGAGCCUCCGCAGCCAUUAAACGUGGCUAGACACGGGAAACAACUAGAUGUUCUUACGUAGAAUUACAAAUGAAGCCUGAGAAACAGAGACAUUGUAGCUGACAUUCAGAGCAACUGUUCAAGCGCUCUCUGACGACACUCGGCAUUCGUCUUUUGUUCUGCCAACAUUUCAUAUUUAUAACUGCUUAAGAUUAGAGUAAUUUUAAUCUUUGUAACUCGUUGACAUUUACCCCGUCUGCAGCAAAGUUAAUUUAGAGGUCCUUGUACUAUAAUAAGUCCGAAAAAAGACUCUAGAAAUGUUCCGCUCUCCCAAAAAUAACCGGGAUUAGGCAUCUAUUAGAUGGGAGGUGUUCCAUUAUCUCAAAUCUCAGGGACCUUCUCCGUCUGUGGAGCUAAUUAUAAGAGCUAAAUCUUUGGGAUGUUACGAUAGCAAUGGCAACUGCGAGUAGUAGCUAUGUUUCUUUUAUUGGAUUCUGAAACGAUGAACGGAUUAGUCUCGUCCAAAUUAAGGUCUCAAGGUAACGAAAUCUAUUUAAUAGGGCCUAGGCUCCAACGGAUAAGACAGCAAGUUUCAAUAGCAGCGUAGACAAAGGAAUCAUCGGCGGCUUAUACCGAUUUAACAUUUAUCCCGAAAAGGCUUUCGAACUUUAGCCUACGUGAAUUUUGAGCCGAGCAGGAGGAAGUUUACGGUGCAGCGAUCUGUCUUCCAAAGAACCGGAGGCUAUGAAAGUAAUAAUACUAUCCUUCCAUGGGAAACUGGUCUUCUAGACCGUAUUAAUGCAAACCCCCACAUGGCCUUUUAUUCCUGAAUUCAUUAAUACAUGAGGGGGGUGACAUCAGUAAUACCUUCGUUUAUUUGCAUUUUAUUUUCGUUUCUUUCAGACAGUAACUCAUGAAGGCAAAUGCAUCCGACUGCGUGGUCAGAUUCCCGCUUGUGCAUCAGACGGCUAUCUGGAUGUGAAAACAGAUGAAUGUAACUAA